Nematostella vectensis (starlet sea anemone) is the source of this 4220-nucleotide messenger RNA. Its product is annotated as ribonucleoside-diphosphate reductase large subunit. The coding region runs from base 128 to 2560 and encodes 810 amino acids. Gene Ontology annotation, cellular component: ribonucleoside-diphosphate reductase complex. Gene Ontology annotation, biological process: deoxyribonucleotide biosynthetic process; DNA replication. Gene Ontology annotation, molecular function: ribonucleoside-diphosphate reductase activity, thioredoxin disulfide as acceptor; ATP binding. The record is from RefSeq and is a predicted model, not a curated record. Lineage: Eukaryota; Metazoa; Cnidaria; Anthozoa; Actiniaria; Edwardsiidae. The transcript is spliced from 16 exons.
UGUAAGUUCUUUAGCAAGGAGUUCGACCUUUCGUCAGGACGUCUUUGUUGUUAGCUCCCUUAGAUUUCCCUUACCCUGUGAUCAAUUCCUCUAUCAAGGCAGUUUCUCGCUUUCUUUAUUGAACAAAAUGUCUAACCAAGACACGUAUAACGACGAUCUUUAUGUGUUAAAAAGAAAUGGAGAUUCUGAGCGUGUCUAUUUAGACAAAAUUACCUCCAGGAUCAGUAAACUAUGUUAUGGCUUGAAGAACGAGUUCGUUAAACCUAUCAAUAUCACCAUGAAAGUGAUCUCUGGUAUCUACCAAGGUGUCAAAACUACUGAACUUGACACUCUUGCAGCUGAGACAGCAGCAUCCAUGACAACUAAACACCCAGAUUAUGCUAUACUUGCCGCUCGUAUUGAGGUGUCUAACCUCCACAAAGAAACCAAGAAGGUCUUCAGUGAGGUAAUGGAGGAACUGUAUAACUACGUCAACCCGAAGAACAAUAAGCACUCUCCUCUGAUAUCCAAGGAAACACUAGACAUUAUCCAAAAACAUGCAGAUAGGUUGAAUUCAGCCAUCAUUUAUGAUAGAGACUACCAAUACAAUUAUUUUGGAUUUAAGACCUUGAUGAGAUCAUACCUACUAAAGAUCAAUGGCAAGGUAGCAGAGAGACCACAGCACAUGCUAAUGCGAGUGAGUGUGGGAAUCCACGGUGAAGACAUUGAUGCUGCUAUUGAGACUUACAACCUGAUGUCUGAAAAGUGGUUCACCCAUGCAUCACCAACCCUGUUUAACGCAGGCACAAACCGACCACAAAUGUCCAGUUGCUUUCUUCUUACAAUGUCUGAUGAUAGUAUUGAAGGAAUCUAUGGAACUCUAAGGACUUGUGCACUUAUUUCUAAAAAUGCUGGAGGAAUUGGUGUUAAUGUCCACUGCAUAAGAGCUGCUGGCAGCUACAUUGCUGGGACAAAUGGCCACUCUAAUGGCCUGGUGCCAAUGCUUCGAGUGUAUGACAGCACUGCGCGAUAUGUGGACCAAGGAGGCAAUAAAAGGCCUGGAGCUUUUGCAAUUUACCUAGAGCCAUGGCAUGCAGACAUUUUGGAAUUCCUUGACCUGAAGAAAAAUACAGGGAAGGAAGAGCAACGUGCUCGUGAUCUCUUCUAUGCCCUAUGGAUUCCUGAUCUUUUUAUGAAAAGAGUAGAGGCUGAUGGGAUGUGGUCCCUUAUGUGCCCCAACCAGUGUCCUGGCCUCCAAGACUGUUAUGGGGAAAAGUUUGAGAAGCUUUAUGAAAAGUAUGAGUCACAAGGCAAGUACAUGCGUCAAAUUAAGGCCCAGAAGCUGUGGUUUGCCAUCCUUGAGUCACAGACUGAGACUGGCACGCCUUACAUGCUGUACAAAGAUGCUUGUAAUAGCAAGAGCAACCAGAAGAACCUCGGCACUAUCAAGUGUAGUAACCUAUGUACAGAGAUCGUAGAGUACAGUGCUCCAGACGAGGUUGCGGUGUGCAAUUUGGCAUCCAUUGCUCUGAACAGAUUUGUGAAUGUUGACAAAAGCCCACCAGAGUUCAACUUUCAGAAACUUUUUGAAGUCACACAGGUUGUCACAAAGAAUCUGAACAAGAUUAUUGAUGUCAACUACUACCCCGUCCCAGAGGCAAGGAAAUCAAACUUCCGUCACCGCCCCAUUGGUAUCGGAGUUCAGGGUUUGGCUGAUGCAUUUAUACUGAUGAGAUACCCCUUUGAAAGUCAAAAGGCACAAGAACUCAACAAACUCAUCUUUGAGACCAUCUACUAUGGCGCUGUCACGGCUUCAUGCGACCUGGCAGCUACCAAUGGUCCUUAUGAGACCUACGAGGGCUCUCCCGCCAGCCAAGGGUUAUUGCAGUACGAUCUCUGGAAUGUCACUCCCUCAAACCUGUGGGACUGGGAGGCGCUGAAGAAGAAGGUCAAGGAACAUGGCCUCCGCAACAGUCUACUGAUUGCGCCCAUGCCCACGGCGUCCACUGCUCAGAUACUUGGCAAUAACGAAUCUAUUGAGCCAUACACUAGUAAUAUCUACUCUAGACGCGUGCUGUCAGGAGAGUUCCAGAUUGUCAAUCAUCAUCUUCUCAAAGACUUGACAGAGAUGGGUCUGUGGAACGAUGGCAUGAAGAACCAACUGAUUGCAAACAAUGGCUCUAUACAGGACAUCAAGGAAAUCCCGGCUGACCUUAAAGCUUUGUACAAGACAGUCUGGGAGAUUAAGCAGCGCGUCUUGAUUGACAUGGCCGCAGACAGAGGUGCUUUUAUCGACCAGAGCCAGUCUUUUAACGUGUUCAUCGCCCAACCUACUUUCUCCAAGCUCACAAGUAUGCAUUUCUACGGCUGGAAAAAGGGACUCAAGACUGGCAUGUAUUAUCUACGUUCUCGACCUGCCGUAAAUGCCAUUCAGUUCACUGUCGAUCAAACAGCCCUGGCCAAGAAAAAGGCAUCCGACUCGAGCCCGACAUCAAACGAGGAGAAGCCGAAGAAGGACGAAGACGCCGCGGCCGCUUGCCGAAGAGAUAACCCCGACGGCUGUCUCAUGUGCAGCGGAUAGAAAAGCAAUGUGUUUCACAGGGGCGUGGCCAAGAAUGCAUGAUUGACGGAAACGAGGUGGAAACACUUCAACGGUGCCAUGUUAUCCGCAUAGUGAAUUAUGGUAAAAUCUAGCCGUACAAUGUCACGGAUUCUAUAGAUAUGAAUUCUGCUCCGUGCUCUUCGACAUGAUCAUCUCACGAGGACGGCUUGUUUCUCAGAUGGUUAAUAAGGCACAUGUUAUCCGCAUAGUGAAUUAUAGUAAAAUCUAGUCGUACAAUGCCACGGAUUCUAUAGAUAUGAAUUCUGCUCCGUGCUCUUCGACAUUAUCAUCUCACGAGGACGGCUUGUUUCUCAGAUGGUUAAUAAGGCACAUGUUAUCCGCAUAGUGAAUUAUAGUGAAAUCUAGUCGUACAAUGCCACGGAUUCUAUAGAUAUGAAUUCUGCUCCGUGCUCUUAGACAUGAUCAUCUCACGGGGACGGCUUGUUUCUCAGAUGGUUAAUAAGGCACUUUUGUAAAUACGCAUACUUUAUUAUUGACGUAUCCAAAAUGACUUUGCGAAUGACAAAUAUUCCACAUUUGUAAUAACAUUUGAUGGAGGUCUGUUUGUAAAUUCUGUAUGCCGACUGAUAUUGGUGUUUAUAUUUGAGACGUAAUUUAUGCUUGCCAGUUGUUAUUCUUAUUAGUUAAUUUCCGUCAUCAAUCAGAUGUCGACUUGUAAAUAAAUACAAUUGGUACAUGGGUUCUUUUCGGACGGAAGACUAUUAUUUGUUACAAUGGGUAGUGUCCAAAUGUCUUAGAUUUGUGAACUUUAGCCGAUUUUAUUUCUUUAUUUUUCAAAACUUAACAUGCUAACAUUAAUAACUUGAAAUCGAACAGAGUUCCUAGAUUUAAAAAGUAUAACAUUUUUCUUUUUUAAAGCAUGCAUAAAUACGAAUUAUUUUUAAAGAAACGGUACCACUCGUUACAAUCGGCAAUGUUUCUAGCCUAUAAACCCCGUUACGUCAUGUUGUUUUUAGCUAGGGUGUUGAACCUGAAUAAAAAAAGGAGAUGCCUUACUUUCCGCCCCCACCCUCUAUGUCAAUAUCUAUCUCGCCCUUGUCUUGCAAGGGAUAGAGAUGAAGGGAUAACUCGAGAACAUUCGAGGGGAAAUCCUAUUCCCAGUAAAUCUGAAGUACUUUCAACUCGUCCUAGUGGUUGAUUUGCCUUGUCACGGGUAAUCCUCCACUUCCAAGCCAUUUGAGUGGUUUAGUGACGGCAUGGCAGAACGUGAUUGUAGUGUCGGAAGCAUCUCACAGCUGAAAGUAGAUUCGAGCAAUGCAUUCUUAAAGAACAGCGGGCACUAAUCAUGUCAAACCGAAGCCGAACACGAAAAUAACAUCUAAGCAAAGUGUAGAUAGCCGAAACCAUCUAACAAAGUGUUGACAAAACCAGCAAUGUGUAGAAGAAUUUAAAGGAGCUUUUUUCUGGUAUUAGUGGUCAUCUGUUACGUUUUGCCAGGUGGGGGGGGGGGGUUGAGGAUCGACGGUUUUGGUGAUACCGUAUUGGGUUUAGAUAUCAUACGUGUUACGGUUUUGAAAUCGAAUGAAUUUAACCGCUUCAAAGUCGUGGCGGAAAGAUUCUAGUUCAUGUUGUGUUUGUACUUUGUGAUUUUAAAUAAAAACUCUUUUUCCCAUGUCAA